Messenger RNA from Propithecus coquereli (Coquerel's sifaka), 1663 nucleotides. It is a transcript of the gene LUC7L, whose product is annotated as LUC7-like (S. cerevisiae). Gene Ontology annotation, biological process: mRNA splice site recognition. Gene Ontology annotation, molecular function: mRNA binding. NCBI's taxonomy places the organism in Eukaryota, Metazoa, Chordata, Mammalia, Primates, Indriidae. Gene Ontology annotation, cellular component: U1 snRNP; U2-type prespliceosome. The record is from RefSeq and is a predicted model, not a curated record. The transcript is spliced from 11 exons. The coding region runs from base 357 to 1568 and encodes 403 amino acids.
GCCGAGCAGGCUGGAGGCCGACGCGACCAUCUUUCGUUGCCGCCGUCACGCCGCCGCCGCCGCCGCCGCCGCCGCCGCCCCCUGAGGAGCCGUCGCGGUCGCCCCCCGCCGCCCCCACCGGCCAUUAUGUCCGCCCAGGCGCAGAUGCGGGCCCUGCUGGACCAGCUCAUGGGCACGGCCCGGGACGGUUCAGUGUAUCUUUGCCUGCCUACAUCAAUCUGCAAGGGAGUUGCAGAAAAGCCUCAUGUUCAUCGAGCCGAGACGAAACCAGACAGAGGGUCAAGUUUACAGAUGACCGUGUCUGCAAGAGUCACCUUCUGGACUGCUGCCCUCAUGACAUCCUGGCUGGGACGCGCAUGGAUUUAGGAGAAUGUACCAAAAUCCACGACUUGGCCCUCCGAGCAGAUUAUGAGAUUGCAAGUAAAGAAAGAGACCUGUUUUUUGAAUUGGAUGCAAUGGAUCACUUGGAGUCCUUUAUCGCAGAAUGUGAUCGGAGAACUGAGCUUGCCAAGAAACGGCUGGCGGAAACACAGGAGGAGAUCAGUGCGGAAGUUUCUGCAAAGGCAGAAAAAGUACAUGAAUUGAAUGAAGAAAUAGGAAAACUUCUUGCUAAAGCUGAGCAGCUAGGGGCUGAAGGAAAUGUGGAUGAAUCCCAGAAGAUUCUUAUGGAAGUGGAGAAAGUCCGUGCAAAGAAAAAAGAAGCAGAGGAAGAAUACAGAAAUUCCAUGCCUGCAUCCAGUUUUCAGCAGCAAAAGCUGCGUGUCUGUGAGGUCUGUUCGGCCUACCUUGGUCUCCAUGACAACGACCGUCGUCUGGCAGACCACUUCGGGGGCAAGUUACACUUGGGAUUCAUUCAGAUCCGAGAGAAGCUUGAUCAGUUGAGGAAAACUGUGGCUGAAAAGCAGGAGAAGAGAAACCAGGAUCGCUUGAGGAGGAGAGAGGAGAGGGAACGGGAGGAGCGGCUGAGCAGAAGGUCUGGAUCAAGGACCAGAGAUCGCAGGAGGUCACGCUCCCGCGACCGGCGUCGGAGGCGGUCAAGAUCUGCAUCCCGGGAGCGACGGAAGUCUUCCCGUUCCCGGUCCCGAGACAGACACCGGCGCCACCGCAGCCGUUCCCGGAGCCACAGUCGGGGACACCGCCGGGCUUCCCGGGACCGGAGUGCGAAAUACAAAGGCGUAAGUGCCAUCCUUGAGCUGAGUGCUCACAGGGCGCACGUGGGCACCGGGGUCUGCGUCCUGCAGCCACCAGCGUCUUGUUGUGGCCGAUGUUCUGCUUGUGGUUCCCCCGCUGCUGCCUGUGACAGUCUUCCCCGGCCAGCCGACUCCACAGGAAGAGGUCAGGAGGGGGUGUCCUGUGCAGGACCCACUUGGGCUUGGUGCCGUGCCAGGCAGUGUCACCGUAUGUCUCUACUCCUUACUAGCACCUUUUCCUGCAGUGGGACCAAGGACAUGGGGUCAGGGUGUGUGCUCUCCUGGUCUCGGCUCCCUAUUCCCAAGCCAGCAUUGUGGGAGUGGCUGUGGCUGCCAGGGCCAUGGGUUUGGUUGCAUCCUGGCUCUCCUGGGGCUUAACCAGACGGCCCCACCCUCAGAGCCAUUACCACUGCGAGUGGUUUGGAUCCUUCUCUAUCUAGACAUAAAUUUGCGCGUGUGGACAAUCAGUUGUG